Molecule: messenger RNA, 1879 nt
Organism: Colossoma macropomum (tambaqui)
Lineage: Eukaryota; Metazoa; Chordata; Actinopteri; Characiformes; Serrasalmidae
Product: immune-associated nucleotide-binding protein 10-like
Exons: 4
Coding region: 123-1637 (504 amino acids)
Molecular function (GO): GTP binding
Source: RefSeq, a predicted model, not a curated record
CACCCAGUAUCAGAAGACUCAUCACUCUACUGAGACCUCAACACCAAUAUACGAGUGACCAGCGACACAUUAAUUUUCAAAGGUGAGAAGACGCAGACUACUGUCCUAAACUGUCAACAGUGAUGGAGCCUUUUGUAAAGGUGGACUAUGAAGACAACACAUUGAAUACCUUCAGAGAAAUUAAUGGAGAAGAUGAGGUGAGGAUUGUACUCCUGGGAAAAACAGGAGUUGGCAAAAGUUCUGCUGGAAACACAAUUCUUGGAGAGACAGUAUUUAAAGCAGUUUGUUCACCACGAAGUCAAACAAGCAUUUGUGAAAGACAUGAAAAAGAAAUCAACGGCAGAAGAAUUGUUCUUAUUGACACUCCUGGCAUUUUUGACACCGACAGGAAGGAUGAGGAAGAACUCAAGAAAGAGAUAAUAUCAUGUCUCGUAGAGUGUGCACCUGGCCCUCAUGUUGUUAUUUUAGUGUUGGAGGUAGCGAGAUACACCAAGGAAAACCAGGAAGCAGUGGAGAAGUUUCGAAAGUACUUCAGUGAUGAUGUUCUUCAUCAUACGGUGUUGCUUUUCACACGCGGUGAUGAUCUUGACGAGAACAUGACAAUCCAUGACUUCAUAAAUCAGUCUGAUGUUAAGGGGGAAACACUGAAAAAUCUCGCUGAGAAAUGUGGAAAUCGAGUUCAUGUCAUUGACAACAAACACUGGAACAAGGAUAACAGUAACAGAGUUCCAGAAUGGCCAAACAUUCCUCGGCAGUUUAUGAACAAUUCUGUUGCAGGAAUUCAGGCAAACCAAAUGGAUAAAAUUCCAUGGUUUAACAUAAUGUCAGAUCCAGAUGAUAACAUGCAGCCAGAAUGGCAAGUUGAAAGUGGAGACCAAAGCAGGGAUUACCGAAGCAACAGAUUUCAGAUCGCCCAGUUAAUGAAGUCCAUAAAUAUAAUUUUGAUUGAAAACAACAGAGAGCCCUACAAAAACGAAGCUUUAGAAGCGACUGGAGAAGCCAUUAAAGAAGAAGUGAAUAACAUAAUAGAGGAGGGGAAGGAUAAAAGGGAGGUCAGAGAUGUGACAGAAAUGGAUGUGGUUGAGAUCAGGAGGCGAGCAAUAAAGAAAGUCAGAACCAAGAUAGGGAGACCGUUGACUGGUGUAACCAUAGGAAUAUUACUAGGAGCUUUCUUGGGAGUUGGAGUUGGAGUAUCAGCACCAGUAGUGUUAGUAGCAGGUCUUAUAAGGGCAGGAUAUAGAAAGGCAACUCAUCAAAGACCACAAGCUGGAGGUGCACCAGUGGAGAGAGCAGACAUAGGAGCAGGUUUUACUGCUGCAGGUGCUGGUGCUGCAGUAGGGGUCACUGCUGAGAUUACAACAGCUGCCCUGGCAGAGGCAGCAGUGCUGGGUGCAGGAGUUGGGACUGGGAUAGGAGCAGGAGUUGGAGCUGGAGUUUGUUUUAUUUACGGAGCUGGGAAGGGUGCAAUAUCAGGCUAUGAAAUUUCAAAGACGGCUGACAACAAAAAACAGACAGCAAAAAAAGUGGCUCGAGGUUUAGCAGACACAGCUGAAGAUGUACUGAAAGCAUGCUGGAAUGUGGGGAGUAAAACUGAAACUGGGGAUGAAGCUGAGGAACCACUUUUUAAGGCCAAUUAAUCAACAGUCAUUGAUAACACAUUUGGCCUGCACCUUCACCAUUAUGACAUUUAAAUCAUAACCAAGUGUAGAAAGUUUUGCAAUAGGCCCUUUUCACAAGAAACAGAAGUGUUUAAAGACUGGGUAAAACAAGUUCUGCUAUUGCCUUACAGACAGUUAUUAACCUUAUAAAUACAGGCGUUCGCAUCACUUCAGCCACCACAGAAAGGUGUUUUAGUCUAUCUUUGUCAUAGUUGCCAAGA